GUGCUGCAUGUCGGGAACAAAUUUUGUAGCUUGGAGACCACGGAAAAUAAACACGAGCGCUUAGGCCUAUUUGCUGCGUUUGUGUGAUGGCUGGAAAUGUGUGCGGUGCCCGAAACCCCCCUGUUGCUGGCUGCGAUAAAGGCGAUUAUGAUGAACAAAUCCGACGUAUUCAGGCACAUCUCCGGCACAGUGAAUCAAAGAGGGUGGAACUGGAAAGAAAAAUGCUUGAAUACAGCACACCUGAUACUUCCAUAACUAAAUUGAAAUACGCAAAUCUAAAAAAAUAUUUAAAUGAAAUAUGUGAACGUCAGAAGAACUCUCUGCUCCGAAACCAAGAUUUAUUAAAAGAAUUUGAUUGUAUUGAAGCUCACAUUAGGAAGUUUGCUUCAAGAUCAGAGUCCCUUCCAAAGCUAAAGGCAGAGUAUGAAAAAGAAAUUAAAAAUAGGCUGUUAGUUGAGAGAAAAGAUACGUUAAAACAUGAGAUGAGAGAUGGUCCUAAACAUCAGAUGAUUCCAGAAGCAAGGCAGUCAGGAAUUAAUACCAGGACAGCGAUGUCAAGAGGACUAUAUCAUUCAGCAACUAUCUUUAUGGGUCGCCAAAUGUCAGCUGUCUCAAGCGUGGAAGAUUUUGGUGCACUGCAGAAGUCUGAGCUCACAAAGAGCUUUUCAAUUUCUGACCCAUAUUCCUAUAGACAACCAUCACAGAGCUGCUAUAUGACAGACAGCUGUGUAGUUCAAACUAAUAGUGAUCUACAGUGCUCAAAUAAGUCUGACAAAAUAGAUGGGAAGACAUCUCUGCUGAAAGCUGAAGAAAUGCCAAUCACAUCCAGUGUAUCAUAUGAGAAUGAAAGAACUUGUUUAACAGGGGAAAGUAUAGCAAAUAAUGACAGCAAUAAUUUUGUGGAAAACAAGGCCCACCCUGAACCUAAAUCUCUGCUACACAGAAAAUUAAGUUUUGAGAACAGAUCCACCAGUUUGAAAAGUUACAGUCCCUGCAAAUCAUUGACCCGUGAACAUUCUUUACAAUAUGAACAAGGAACUAAAGAGCCCAUCUCGUUGAUUGGUGAUCCUGACUUACUUGUUUCUGCCAAUGAGUGCUCAGAAGAAAAAUUCCCAGUUUUGGGGAGCACCAUACAAUUGGACAAAAAUAUACUGCAGGAGGAAGAUAAAAGUUUAAGUAGCAGCACAGAUCUUACUGUUUCAUUGAGUGAGGAGGAGGAGGAAUCAACUUCUUUGAAACUACAACAAAAUCUAAACAGUGCAGAUUGCAAACUUGACAAUACAAUAUGUAAUAAUGAAGAAUAUUCUCAAAUGUUUUUUUCAACUGAACACUCAUGUUCUGGCCUCGAGCUAAGAGAAUGUCUAUCAUUUGAAGGAUUUUGUCAUGUCUUAGCUUUCAUAGAAGAACUGGUGGCCAAAGUACCUUCUGAAUGCCCGGCAUUAUACCAGAGAGAAACUGCUAAUACAGCAGAACUAGAGAAGCUCAUAAGACUCUGUAAUAAAGGUGUCAGUUUGGCACAAGAAAACUUUGAUGCAUGUGAAGCACUGGUCCUUUAUCAACUUCAGAAAUUAUUGCAAACUACAAUGAAUGGAUGCCUUUUACAAGAUAGAAUGUUUAAUGACAAAAGGGAAAGACUGAAUGAAGAACAAAGCAGAUCUGAAUUGGCUUCUUAUUUUACUAAGAUUUGGGAACGUUUAAGCAAACAUAUCUUAUUCUUGCAAAAGCACCACAUUUUACUCAGACAAGAAGUGAAAGACAUAUUUGGUACCCUAUUGAUUUUGGAGAAUCAUAAAGAAGAAAGCCCGACUUCUCCAGUGUUCAAAGACUUUGUAGAUGAUUGUGAAGACAGAUCAUUUUCCUGUAGUGAUAAAACCUCCUAUAAUUCACGAGCGAAAAAUAGCCCAGAAAAGCAAGGUUUAAACAUCAGUGGCUUAAAGGAACAAAAAAGUAAUGGAACCAGUUCUGAGCCCAGUUUUUCAUCUCUGGAGAGGAAAAGUUCUUUGCCAAGAGAUGAAAAUCAAAGAGGAAUAAUAUCUACAAUAAAAUCUAAAGCUUUUUGGGGUGAUUCUGAUGACAGCAAUUCUGAUAUUGAAGCAGCCCUACGCCCCCAGGAACACUGUUCACAAGAUGGAUUCAGUGAUUUCUAUGACUGAAGACCUAAUUUGAUACUCACUUACAAACAAAUGAUAAAAAGCCAGUAGCAAUUUUUAAGGGGGAAAGUGGUUUCAGGAAAGGUCAAUCUGGAAUGGAUACCCUGAUGGAAUGGAUAUCCUGAUGUACCUUACCAUUCCAGCCACACCAAAUCAUUCUCUCUCCUACGUUCACCCAAUAUUUUUGUGAAUGAUUAUAAGUCUUCUGAAAACCAAACUCAAAGAGCACCAAAAUCCCAACAACCUAAGAUUUACAUCUGGAUUUGCUUGAAAUCUGAAGUACAAAGAAGAGAAAGGGAGAGUAAUUUUGGAGUUGGAAAACUGUAGGCCUUUAAUUUAUAUAUUCCUUCCUAUACCUGUUCCUUGAUCCAAUUACUUUGUUGAAAAAAGUGUAUUCUUAUACUUGAAUGGCCUUCAAACUAAUGGAUCCAGUUCAGGUCAAAGCAACUACGAUGUUUAUUAAUGCCAUUAUGAAUUUUACAUUAAAUAAAAACAACUGAUAGGUUGGGACCUUGUUCAUAUUUGUAGUUUUAAUUGUUUACUACUGCUUGCAUCAGGAGGGAAGUUUUUAGUUAUGGAAAUAGUAGUUAAAAAAAUUAAAAGCAUGAUUAAAAGAGGGAUGAGGAAAUUUCACAAAAAGAGCAAUUGUAUGAAUAAUGGCAUUUCUGGCUUAGCUCUAUAUUUUUUUAGCUAUAUAAGUAAAGCAUAUUAUUUCAGAAAUCAAAUUUGUAAACGUGUCUUCUUACCCUUAGUUUAGCUUGGACAACGCAAGAUAUUAUAUUUGUUGUCUUUUUAUACUCCCAAUAAAAUGUACUGCUGAAAACCUGGAA
Molecule: messenger RNA, 2980 nt
Organism: Protobothrops mucrosquamatus (brown spotted pit viper)
Lineage: Eukaryota; Metazoa; Chordata; Lepidosauria; Squamata; Viperidae
Gene: KIZ
Product: kizuna centrosomal protein
Exons: 13
Coding region: 87-2153 (688 amino acids)
Biological process (GO): spindle organization
Cellular component (GO): centrosome
Source: RefSeq, a predicted model, not a curated record